AUGCCUCGGAUAUUGGAUGGAAAUAAUGGUAUAAGAACUAGGAAACGUUUAAAGGACAAUGAUUUAAAUUUAGGUACUUGGAAUAUAAGAACAAUGUUACAAUCUGGAAAAAUGCAAGAAGUAGCAUAUGAAAUGUUGCGAUAUAAAAUAGAUAUAUUAGCUAUACAAGAAACCAGAUGGAAAGGAUAUGGAAAAAUUAAUAAACAGGAAUAUAUAGUAUACUAUAGUGGUGACGAGAAUAGAAGAGGAAUGUACGGUACAGGGUUUAUCAUAAACAAAAAAUUAAGAAAUAACAUAUUAGGAUUUACACCCGUUGAUAGCAGGCUGUGCACGUUGAGACUUAAAGGGAAAUUCUGCAAUAUUACAGUUAUAUGUGCGUAUGCACCAACAGAAGAUUCCGAAGAACAAGAAAAAGAUAUUUUUUAUGAUAACCUAAGUACAUUGUGUGAAAAGGCAGGAUCGUAUGACACUCUCAUACUCUUGGGCGAUUUUAAUGCGAAAGUUGGAAAGGAAGAAUUUGUGCUGGAAGUUGCUGGGAAACAUUCUUUACAUGACAACACGAGCGCGAAUGGUUUGCGCCUGUGUCAAUUAGCCAGUGAAGCUGCAUUAAAAGUCAAAAGUACUUGUUUCGAGAGAAAGGAUAUAUAUAAGGGAACAUGGAGGGUUCCGGGUUCACAGGUAGUUAAUCAAAUUGAUCACGUAUUGAUCUCCUCGAGAAGAGCUUCCUCCAUAUUGAACGUUAGAUCAUGUAGAGGAGCAAACUGUGACAGCGAUCACUUUCUUGUGAAACUGGUUCUUAGACAAAGAAUUGCUAAUGUUGCCAAAGAAAGGGGCAUUAAGAGAAUCAAAUGGGACACCGAAAAAUUAAAAACCCCCGAAAUUCGAGAACGGUUUCAAUCCCGGGUGAACGAGAUACUUAAUGCCAAUAACAACGCUCAAGAAAAUGAAUCGGUAAAUGAAGAGUGGAAACGAAUUGAAAAUACCCUUAACACAGUUGCUAACGAAGUAGUAGGAAGGAAGUCGAUCGAACGAAACAUAGAUUGGUUUGAUAACGAAUGCAAACAAGUAGAAAAAAUUCAAGAAGCACACUUAGAAGGCAACACUAGGGAAGUUUAUAGAAGAACCAAGUACCAGACUAAAGGUUACCAAGCGAAACUUAAUGUCUGCAAAGAUUCAGAAGGUAAUCUUAUAGUUGAAGAAAGCAAAGUUAUGGAUAGAUGGGUCGAGUAUUUCCAGAAAACACUUAAUGAAGGUUACAGUGCAGAUGAAGAAAACGUAUACGAUAAUGUACCUCUGGACCCAGUUAUAGACAUGCCAACGAUUGACGAGUUAAGGGAAGCUGUAGAUAAGCUGAAAAAUAAUAAGGCUCCGGGAAAGAGCGGCAUAACGAUUGAGCUGGUCAGAGGUGGUGGGGAGAUAUUAUUAAAGCCAUUCAGUGAGGUAAUCAUUGGUGAAUACCAAUGUGGAUUUAGGAAAAACCGCUCUACUGUAGAUCAAAUAUUCCUUUUGAAGCAAACAAUGGAGAAAUGUUACGAAUAUAACAUGGAUCUACAUAUCCUAUGUAUAGAUUUUCAGCGGGCUUUUGAUUCAGUAAAGCGAAGCAAGAUACGUGAGGCAUUAAUUGGACGCGGUAUACCCCACAAACUAAUACAAAUGACGUUACUCCAAAACUUCUGUAUUGAUACAAGGCCAGACGUCUAA
Condylostylus longicornis is the source of this 1701-nucleotide messenger RNA. Its product is annotated as craniofacial development protein 2-like. NCBI's taxonomy places the organism in Eukaryota, Metazoa, Arthropoda, Insecta, Diptera, Dolichopodidae. The coding region runs from base 1 to 1701 and encodes 566 amino acids. The record is from RefSeq and is a predicted model, not a curated record. Gene Ontology annotation, molecular function: catalytic activity. The transcript has 3 exons.